Molecule: messenger RNA, 3165 nt
Organism: Cololabis saira (Pacific saury)
Lineage: Eukaryota; Metazoa; Chordata; Actinopteri; Beloniformes; Belonidae
Product: E3 ubiquitin-protein ligase RNF182
Exons: 8
Coding region: 573-1394 (273 amino acids)
Source: RefSeq, a predicted model, not a curated record
GCCGGAGGAGACGGUGAGUCAGUGUCACGAGCCGCGCAGCGCCGCGCGGCGACGAGCCAGCGGCCCAGACGGACCGCACCGGAGCCGAGCCCGAACCCUCGAGGAGCAGGGUCUAACAGCUGCGGGACCGGACCGUUACCGAGGCCGCCGACCGACGGCUCCGGGAUCCGCAGCGGCGUCACGGCCGCCGCCGCCGCCGCUGCUCCGACAGCGGAGACGCUGUUGCUGCAGUGACGAGGCCGCGGCCGGACCAGCGGCCAGACCCGGGGAGGAACUGUUGAUGCCGAGCGAGCGGCCAACAUGUUGCUGCCCGUCUGAGAGCAACCGCAGCUGCUGCAGCGAGCAGUGAGACGCGGCUGCUGAACGACGGGAUCUGAACCUGCAACCGCAGCCGCAGCGGCGGGUCCCGCCCCCGCCCGCAGAUGGACAUCUGGCCUCCUGAUUGGAUGGAUGGACAUCCUUCAAUGUAUGACUGAUCAGCUGAUCUGAACUCAGACAGGUUUCAGACAGUAUUAAGCUCAGCUCACCACAGACCCGACCCCCUGCUUCCGGUCUCAAUAACAGCCAAUAAGAUGAGCCAGCUGAAGAAGGAGGCAGAGUUAGGCCAGGGGAUGGACGGCAAGGUGCAGACCUGGGCUCGGUCUUUGGUUUACACUCUGGAAGAACUGGAGUGUAAAAUUUGCUACAACCGCUACGAUACUCGCAGCCGGAAACCCAAACUCCUGGGCUGUCUGCACCGAGUUUGUGCCAAGUGUCUGAAGAAAAUGGUUGAUAUGGGAGAGUCUUCACCCUCCAUCAUCAGCUGUCCAUUCUGUCGCCAUGAGACUUACGUCCCAGACGAGGAGGUGUGGCUGAUGGAGGACGACCGACACAUCCUGGCUGUGCUGUCGUGUCAGGACCGAGCUCGGCAAGAAGGAAUAGCAGUAUCAAAAGGACGCGACGUGGAGGUGGUACUGAGUCCCACCAGCCUGAGCGCAGGAGGAGCAGUAGGAGGCGUGGAUGCAACCCACCGCUCCUCAGACUGUCUGGUCAUCACCAUCAUGGAGCUCCCUGAUGACUCUCCAUCCUCUGACUCACUGAGCAUGCUCAAUGUAGUGGGUGUGUACCGCCCCCCGAGCCUGGACUCGCUGCCCUGUAACCUGCCUGCUCAGAAGUGUCGCGCCUGGACAUCCCGCAGUUUCCCCCGCUGCCUGCUUGGAGCGCUGUGUCUGGUGUACUUCAGCUCCCUGCCUCUGGGCAUCUACCUGCUCAUGAUUGGUCAGCUGUGGCUGGGCGUCAUCCUCGUCAGUCUGGUUCCAUGUACGCUACUGCUGCUUGUCCUCUACGGCUUCUGUCAGUGUCUGUGCCAUGAGCUGAGGGAAGUGCUCGCUGCACGCACACACAUGUUGCCAUGACAACGGCAAGACAUUACAACGACAACAUGCUGCCAAUAAGACAAGGACAUAGGAUGGUGAUGAUAACGAUGACAACAUAUAACUGAAAACAGCUGAAGUCGCAAUGACCUAACAGAACUACAGAGGACUUGGGACAGUAGAACCACAAAAACCAGAACCAGUCGUCUGUACACUGUAGGCUGAACCAACAGAAUGUGACACCACGCUGACCCUGUACCUUGUUGAUACCAGCACGCUCCCUAUGUGAAACAGCUAAUCAGAGAAAGCAACUUUGAUGUUUAUCAUAGCCAAUGGUCAGCUGAUCACCAUAGACGGUCCACCUGAAGAUGAAAAACACCUAGAAUUUCUGCCAACUAUCGAAACAGUGUUAAUGUGUAUGGACAUUAAAGUAAGUGGAGCGUGUUCUGCACCAUUAACAUGUUGUUUAAAACAAGGAAAGUCAAUGUUUUGUUUGUAAAUGUCUAACUUUAGUCAUCAAUGCUCUUUGAAUUAUCUCAAUGUCACAUGACCCAGUGACUGUGUUAGCUUAGCUUUGCAUAGGCAGUGGGAACAAAGGGAAAUGUUAGUCCAGGUUACCAUGAACACUGGAAACAGAAGGGAAGUGUUAGCUUAGCUUAGCAUAGCAUAAACACUGGACACAGAGGGAAAAUGUUAAAUCAAGUUAGCAUUAACUGCAAACAGAGGGAAAGUAUUAUGCUAGCUUAGCACAAACCGGAAAAAGAGGGAAAGUGUAAGAUUAGCAUAAACACUGGACAGAGAGGGAAAUUGUUAGCCAAGAAAAAACAUUAGGAAGCAAUAACUUCUAGCUGAGCUUAGCAUAAGCACGAGAAACAAAGAUUCUUAGCUUAAACUGGCUUUGCAGAAGGAAUGUGUUUUCCUAGCUUAGCACAAAAGAUUGGAAACAAAAGCUGUGUCUGAAAUCACCCCCAUCUACUAUACAGUGUGCUACAUAGUGUGGUCUGCAUUUUGUAGUCCUGUUUAAAUAUGUUCUGAGAAUCGUUAUAUUCUAUAUAUUGCAUUCAAUGUAUCCCACAAUGCAUCAUGAAAAAUAGCCAGCAGUGGUUCGUUAUGGUAAGAAUGAACAGUGAUGACAAAAAUAAUGCCAGUUGUGUCUGAAAAUUCAUGAUGAGUACACUUCAUAGUUCCCUACAUAGAACUCUCCUAUGUAGUAGCUUUGGAGUAGUGCACUAACGAGUGGGGUGGGGGUUCGGACACAGCAAAAGAGCAUACGCUUAGCGUAGCAUAAACACUGGAAACAGGAAAGUGUUAGCACAGCUUAGUAUAAAUACUGGAAACAAGAAGGCUUAGCUUAGCUUAACACAAAGAAUGGUUACAGAGUGACCUUUGUAGCUUAGCUAAAAACAUACAUUUUAAAUCUCAGCUUGUGGUUUAGUGUUAGCAUUAGCAGUUCAGGUUGACAGCAGUUAGAGCUAUUUCAGUUUCUUCUGAUGUCCCAGCAGCAUUCAUGCUAGGCUAAGCUAACAGUCUUGCUCUGAUUGAAAAGAUUUCCUACGGAUGCAUUAUUUCAUUUAUAAUACAUUAUUAUUAUGAACUAUUAAUACAGUAUUAUUGAGUAGAACUGAAUUUAGAAGCAGUUAAACUGUUGGACAUCUCUUUAAAGUGCCAUCACUUUGAUUUGAUAUGUGACUCUUAAGUCAUGUGAUCAUGUGACAUGUCAAAUGGCCCCCUGUGUCACUUCCUGUUGAUGUAACUGGUUCCACCCAGUUAUUUGUAGAAAUUUUAAUGGAGUUAAUAAAACAUUUAAACUUUU